This is a messenger RNA of Micromonas pusilla CCMP1545, 1446 nucleotides long. Its product is annotated as NURF complex component. Gene Ontology annotation, molecular function: nucleosome binding; histone binding. Gene Ontology annotation, cellular component: nucleus. The record is from RefSeq and is a predicted model, not a curated record. The transcript is spliced from 2 exons. The coding region runs from base 37 to 1314 and encodes 425 amino acids. NCBI's taxonomy places the organism in Eukaryota, Viridiplantae, Chlorophyta, Mamiellophyceae, Mamiellales, Mamiellaceae. Gene Ontology annotation, biological process: regulation of DNA-templated transcription; chromatin remodeling.
AUCCCGCCGCGCUCGCACGCACACGGCACGAUCACGAUGGGCAAGGAAGACGAUGAGUUCCCCGACGAGCUCGAGGAGAGGCUCGUCUCCGAGGAGUACAAGAUAUGGAAGAAGAACACGCCGUUCUUGUACGAUCUCGUCGUCACGCACGCGCUGGAGUGGCCGUCGCUCACCGUGCAGUGGCUUCCCGAUCGCGUCGAGCCGAGCGGGAAGGACUACAGCGUCCAGAAGCUCAUCCUGGGGACGCACACGAGCGAGAACGAGCAGAACUAUCUCAUGAUCGCGGAAGUGCAGCUCCCUCUCGAGGACGCGGAGAUCGACAGCCGCCAGGAGAACGAGAGAGGCGAGGUGGGCGGCUUCGGAAGCGCCGCGGGAAAGGUCCAAGUCACGCAGCUCAUAAACCACGACGGCGAGGUGAACCGCGCGAGGUACUGCCCGCAUAACCCGUUCCUUCUCGCGACGAAGACCGUCUCCGCGGACGUGUACUUGUUCGAUUACGCGAAGCACCCGUCGAAACCUCCCGCGGAGGGCGGGUGCGCGCCCGAUCUCCGCCUGAGAGGGCACAAGACCGAGGGGUACGGCUUAUCGUGGUCGCCGUUCAAAGAAGGGCGUCUGCUCUCCGGCAGCGACGACGCGCAGAUCUGCCUCUGGGACGUUCAAGGCCCGCUCGGGGAGGGCGCGAAGACGGUCGACGCGCUGCAAAUCUACCAAGGGCACCUCGGCGUCGUCGAGGACGUCGCGUGGCACUCCACGCACGAGCACAUGUUCGGAAGCGUCGGCGACGACAAGCAGCUUUUGCUGUGGGACACGCGGAAGCCGGCGAAGGAGGCGACGCUGCAGAGCGUCAACGCGCACGACGCGGAGGUGAACUGCCUCGCGUUUAACCCGUUCAACGAGUACGUCCUCGCGACCGGGAGCGCGGACCAGACGGUCGCGAUCUUCGACAUUCGGAACUUGUCGAACCGUCUGCACACGUUUUCGAACCACACCGAGGAGGUGUUCCAGAUCGGAUGGUCGCCGAAGAACGAAACGUACCUCGCGUCGUGCGGCGCGGACAGGAGGCUCAUGGUGUGGGAUCUGAGCAGGAUCGGGGACGAGCAGACCCCGGAGGACGCGGAGGACGGCCCGCCGGAGCUGAUGUUCAUCCACGGCGGGCACACCAGCAAGAUCUCCGAUUUCGCGUGGAACGGAAACGACGACAUGGUCGUCGCGUCCGUCGCGGAGGAUAACAUCCUGCAGAUCUGGCAGAUGGCGGAGAACAUCUACCUGGACGAUAAAGGGCUCGACCUGGACAAGGACGACGGGAAGAAGUGACGAGCGGUGAAGCGAUAUCGGCCGGGUGUAGACUACUAGUGUUGCGACGAUCGGAGACUGACGACGUUCGAUUCGAUUCGAUACGAUUCGAUUCGAUUCGAUCCGAUUCGAUUCGAUCCGAUUCGACGCCUC